Molecule: messenger RNA, 20096 nt
Organism: Saimiri boliviensis boliviensis (Bolivian squirrel monkey)
Lineage: Eukaryota; Metazoa; Chordata; Mammalia; Primates; Cebidae
Source: RefSeq, a predicted model, not a curated record
AUGUCAAAGCAAUAUUAUUCCUUUAAAAAAGGGGUAGCGGGUGAGCUGGAAGAUAAUACAUUUUUUACAUUAUGGGACUUUCUAGAGUCCUGGAUUAUUCAAAAUGAUUGGAUGGCAAUUUUCUUUAUAAUUUUCCUAGGAAUUAUUUUUGAGAUAAUAUUCAUGAAAACUUGUGCAUACUUUUGGAAGAAUCCCACACUUCCUGAAAAGGGUAGUUCAGAUGUCCAGGAGAGGGAAGACUGUUGCCUGAAGAGCAUGACAUUUGCUCCAGAGAAUUGGUCAGUUAUUACCUCAUCUUCAGAAGAAAGAGUUGGCACCUUUUCAGAAAAAAGAAUUACUUCAUUACUUACAUGUGAAGAAAAGGAAUGUAACUUUGAAGAUAGAAUUUUAUUAACACGUGAAAUAAUAUGGUCAGGUACUAGUGAAAGUGAAGAUCAAGUAAGUCACUCUAGUGAAAGUCAUAUGCCAUCUUCAAAUGGAGUCAGCUCAUCUUUGUCAUUGUUUCAUUCAGAAGUAGAGAAAAUGUGUCUAAGCCAUACAGAGCAUCCAAUGAAUAUGAAACAAUACAAUGAAUAUGAAACAAUACAAUGUGAAUAUGAAACAAUACAAUUUUCUUCCAAGAAAUUAUUUUCAAUGAUGAAAACCAACAAAAACAAAAAUUCAGAAUUUUCGUCUGAUCUUAGCUUUUCAGCUUCUAGAUUCACUGUAGAAAAUGAAGACCUAGAUGUGGCACCUUGCCUUCCUGCCCAUUUCUUUCUUUCUAGGGAUCAAGUUAGACUUCUGGAAGAAAAUGUGAGAAAUCAAAUUUCUUCAAAACCAAAAGCUAAGUUAGAGAGCAAAACUACUUAUCAGUGCUCAAAAUCUCAAGAGUCCUUGAAUCAGAAUCAACCUUCUGUUGGAAUGGUUAUUUCUGUCCAAGCACAGGAUUCUUUUCCAGGACAAAAUACUAUUCAGAAUCGAGGUCUUUAUGAAGUCCAAUUUACUAGUAUAAAUCAUAACCAAGAAUCAAUCAGCAGCCAGCCUUUUAUCGAGGCCAGCGACUUUGCCCAGCCUCAAGAUGCUAUGAGGGAGCCAUUUUCUAGCAGCGCACAAGACUCAUUUCAGUCCCAGGAUUUGGAGAGGAACCAACAUUUUGUUGAAGUUCCAUCGGUUGUUGAGGCACAAUAUUCAGUCAAGAGCUUGGGCUCUGAUGAACACUUCAGUGAGGACCAACAUUCUGUUUGGUUGAUAAAUUCAAACAAGAUUAAAUAUUCAACUAAGAGGCAAGAUAUUAUUUUUAAGAAUGCUGGAUUUCUAGUUUUAACUCUGAAUCCAAAUUUAGUUGCUGAAGAUAUUCCACACCUAAGGAGUGUAAAACCACAAGGCCAGCAACAAAUUGUUUCAUCAGAAUUAAACCAAGAUUCUGAAUAUAGCUCAGUGCCUCUUUCAUCUACCAUUAAAGGGCAGAAAAAUAGAAGAAAAGCACCAGACAGUAAAAACAAACUCAGUCUUAACGUUCCAUCUCUAAAAGCCAAAAAAUCACCAACUUCACAAGUAUUUCAAAUCACAGCAUGUCACACUUUAAAAAAUAGGAAUGAAUUAGGAUGCAAGAAUAACACUGAGAAGAAAGAAUUACAUGAAAGGAAAGAUGUAUCAGAUGUAGCUCUGCAUCUGAUUUCUGUUUCUAAGCUUAUUCUGCCUUAUGUUAAAAAUUAUUCCAGAAAACAACUAGUGAAAUUCAUGCCAGGUUUAAUAAAAUGUGGACAUUUUCUGCAGAAGAAAAAUAAGUCACCAGCUACAGAGAAAAUCAAUUAUACAGAUGCUGCUGAGAAGACAGGAAUCUCGGGUGUUACUAAAAAAGAAAAGGAGUAUGACAAAGAAAAUAAAGGACUAAAAAAUAUUUCACCAAAAAUGUUACCUCAGCUAGAAAAAUCCUUCCUGGUUAACACCGAUCAACUAAAAACACCUUGUUUACUAGCAGAAACAAAUGGGAAGAGUAAGGAAUUUCUUAAAGACCCGGUUACACAAGCAAAAGAAAUUGCUAUUACAGAAUUUCAUGCUCCAAAUAGUAGAAAACCAUUUGAUCUUCAUAUUCUGAAGCACAAGACAUCUUUAGAAGAAGCUAUAUCAAAAUCUAUGCAGAAGCUCAUUUCCUCUCCCAAAAUGGAAUCGAACAAUAGAAUGAAAAUACAGGCGGUCCUGCAAAGUUCAGAGAAUUCCCAAAGUCAACUUUCAAAUGGAGAGGAUUUACCAACUAGUACACCAAAAAUAGAAAGGUGCUUUCCAAGGGAAAAUACACAGAAACAAGAAGAUUUUUUGCAACUUGUUCUGGAGUUGUCAAAUGUCCAUUUACUAAUUUCCCUGGGAAGCGAUAUGCAUAAAUGCAGUGAAGAAUUAAAAGCCAUAAAAAUUCAAGUGAGUACAGAAAGUGUAAAUCUGAAGGAAAAUAAACCACUGAUGCUUAAUGUUACACAUGACUUAAGUGAAAGUGAGGAACUAGAAUGCAAUGCUAGAAAUAAUAUAACAAACAUGCAUCAAGAUAAAGAAACGUCUGAUGCAUUUCACAGUGCCACUUACAUUACCAUUUCUGAACUAUCUGAUACAGAAAUAGAUAGCAGAUUAAAAGCAAAGGCAGACACAUUAAGAAGAAUAAGGGUCGGUCACUCAGUGUCAAAGCAUGAGAAAUUACCAGAUGAGAAGGAAACACAGAAUGCAGAAUACGUUGAUAAGAGCUCUACCUUUAAAAAGUCACAACAAUGUGAUAGAAAGGAAGAGGAGAAAGAAGCAAAUUCAGAGCUGGCACAAGACUUCAGAUUCAGCAUGCAUCUAAAGCAAAGGCCCAAAUACAUCAAAUUUGAAAUGGAACAGAUCAGUUCAGGAAGUACUAAAGCCCCAAACAAGGAGCAAGAGGUACAACCACAAACUCUUUCUACACAAACAAUUUUGGAGACAAGUCCAUGCCCCAUGAUGGAUCCAUUUCAAGUUGAGAAGGUGAAGCAAAGCACAGAUAGACCUGCAGACAGAAAGAGUGCUGCAGAUCUGAAAAAUCCACUUACAAUGCCAGAGAACUUGGCAGUUGGUGAACUUUCAGUUGAAACAACAGAGUAUAGUGUUCCAUUUGGUGGAAACCUCCGAAAGACAAUGGAUGGUCAUAUUGUAGAAGAAAAGGAAGACAUAAAAAGAGAUUUACCUGCAGUUGCCCUGGGGCCUUUCGAUAUCCACUUGCUUACUUUAUCACAUCUUAAAAGGCAAAAAAUUAAAAAAAAAUUAUCAGAAACAAAAAAUGUACUCAGUGUCAAAUAUGUAAUUAUGAAAGUAAAGAAGCCAGCAAUCUCACUGAUCCCUUACGUCAAUAUAUGUGGUACUCCAAACCACAGGAAAAAAAUGGGAGGCAAUUUUGAAAUCGUAAUUAAACAGAUACUGCAAGAUAAAAUUGUGGCAGGUGUGCUUCUGAAUGUUAUUAACCCUCACAUGUCUAUUUUGCCUAAUACUAGAAUGCACGGCAGAUUACAUGCAGAGAAUCACAGUUAUAUCAAGGUGGUCCAAGAGGAAUCCCAAAUUGGAAGGGAAGAAAAGUGUCCAGCUUUUGUUGGUAAGGGAAAUGAAUCCCAAAACACACUAGAAGCUAAACUGCAAGAUGAAGUAAAAUGCAUCAAAGAAACUCUACCAAAAGUAGUCCUGCAUGAUGGCUGGAGCCUUGGACUUCAUGCACAUCUAGCGGAGGAGAUUAAAACAGAGAAAGAAAUGCAUCAGCCAAUCCCAUUCACAGAAACUAUUACGGAGUCUGUUGUCUCUCCUGUAAUGGGAUCAUCUCAUGUUGAGAAUGUGAAGAGCAGUCAAACAACAAAAACAGACUGCAAAUGUACUGCAGAUUCAGUGAUGCCUCCUCCAAUAUCAGGAAAAUCACUGAUUGGAGACCUUUUAAACCAAACAAGAGAAAAUGAUGUUCCAAGUAAUGGAAGUGAUACAAGAGAAAUGGGUUACUGUUUUGCAAGAAAAAAGACAGAAAUACCAAAAGAUUUACCAGCAGCUUCGCCAGAGACUUUCAAUUGCUGCACACCUGUUUUGUCUUCUUCUAAAGUGAUGAAAAAGAGGGUAACAUUUGCACUCACGACAAGUACAGUGAAGUCCAAAUGCGUAAGUGCAAAGGAUGUGAAGCCAUCAACCUCAGAGACAGUGAGUGUCACAAGCCACAGAAAGAAAUCAGAGUUAGACUUUAAGUUUAAAAAGAUAAACCAAGCUAAAGGAUUGGUACCUGAAUAUCUAAAUACUCUUUGCUCUCCAAUGCAUAGCAGAUUGCAGAGAGAUUUCUGUCUCCCUGUGUCUCAAUUAAAGCAAGGAGAACCAGCAGGUAAGACAUACACUGAUGUCUUUGCUAAGAAUAGUGUAUUCCAUGACAGAGAGGAAAAAUUUCAAGACCGAGAGGAAGAGGAACAAAAAGCUUCGUUAGAAGCAGUGCCAAAGCUUAGCCAGCACCUGGGGGCUGAUACCUGUCAAAUGAAGGAAAUCCAUCUUGAAUCACACCCAGAGCUGAAUUAUUUAACACUGGAGCAAUGUGUUAAUGGACAAAGUUUGCAGCACCAAACAGAUUUUCAACAAACUACUUUAAAGACUAGUCUCCAAAUGGGUCCUUUAGAAGCUGAAGAACUACAAAAAGCCAACAAAACGAAAAACGACAUAACAGACCUUGUGGGUCCUAAGAUUCCACCUCCCAAAGCUAUACAGGCUCCCAAGAAUAGCCAUGGCUUCUUCAAUGCACAUCAGAGGGAUCAUGAGCUUGUCAAAUCAGAUGACGAACGGAACCAAGCAGGAAAUGCAAAUAUCCACAUACAACCACAAACACAUUUUACACCAACUAUUUUGGAGUCUACUUCAGGUCCUAAACUAGAUCAAUUUCAAUUUGAAAAGGUAGAGAGAUAUGUUAGGUUUUCACCUCUAAAGUCUGGGGAAGCAAAGUUUGAUGAAAUCAUAUUUUAUGCAAGAGAAGGUGGUAUCUCAUCUGAUUCUAGCUAUCAAAAGGAACAGGCUGGUGGUAGUGAAAAGAGAGAGACAGUGAUUUUUGCUUCCUGCAUGUCUGCUUUAUCUACACCUAAAAGGAAGAGAAACUUAAAACAAUUUUCAGACAUGAGAACUUUAGUGAAUCCCAAAUGUGGAAUUAUGAAGGCAAAGAAGCCAUCAAUUUCAUAUAUGCUCAAUAUCAAGGCUAGUGCUGGUCCAAAUCGUAGAAAAGAACUGAGCUGUAACUUGACAACCAAAAUGAAAAAAAUGCAUCCAGGCAAAAAGGGGGCAGAUAAAACAUAUGCUUUCCUGACUAUGACACCUAACAUUAACACGUAUGGCAAGGUAGAGAAAGAAAAAGACACACUUAGAGAAAAAAGACUCGGUUAUACUCGAGUAAAGCAAGAUAUGUCUCCAAAUGAAGAUAGUAUUACUUCAGAUAACAUUAAAGAAACCUGUCUUCAAGAUGAAGAGCAAGAAGCAAGGGAUCAGGAGGCAUUGUUAAAAGUAAUUCCACAAUACGUGCAACAUUUCAUAUUCCGUUCGGGUCAGAAGGAGGAUCUCGACUUUCACAAAUUAGAAAACAAAGGAAGUAGGAAAAUUCUGUUUGUUACCAAACAAGAUGUCCCACAACAACUUCAUUCUGCAGAACCAAUACAAGGAGUGGAGACAAACAAAUGCCUCCAGACCCAAAAUGGUACCAUAUGUACAGUAAACGCAAAUCUUCCUCCUCUAAAAUCAGAGGACUCACUAAAUGGUGAAGUUUUAAUUGGUGUGAUAAAACAUAGUAUGCCAACUGACGGGAAAUGUAGUGGGGAACAGCACAAUUUGGAUAAAGGGGGAAAGGUUGAGUUUAAUAGAGAUCUGCAAGCAGCUGUCCUGGAGUUACAGAUAUCACCACAUGGUGGGGAGGCAGAGAAGGCCGAUUUGACUGAUAUGGAAAGUGGAUCUAGCAUCUCAAUAAACAUGAAUGUACAACAUGAAAGGGAAGAUAAAAAUAUUCAAAAAACGUUAUCAGAAUCAGUUCCAUCCUAUAGUCACCACCUCAGUUUCAGUGCACAUCAGAUGAAAGAUCCUGACCCUUUCAAAUCAGAAUCUGAACUGAAAAGUCCAGAAGGCAGAAGUUCUUGGAAUUUGUCUCAUACAGUGCAAAAAACAAAGCAAGAAACACACUUUAGAGAAACUGUUUUAGAGCCUAUUUCUAGGUAUAUGAUGAAACAAAGUCCUCAUAUGCAGGAAGGAAUAAAAUGUAUGGUAGGUCUAAAGACUUCAUUUCCCAAAACAGGGAAAUCAGAGAUUGGUUCAAUACCAUUUGAUACUCCUUUGGAUGAAAAUCCUAGAAGGAAAUGGAAUAGUUCUAUUUCUGAGAAAACUGCAUGGAAUCAAAAAACCUUAAGAACAGUCUUAAAACCUUUAGAUUUCUCCAGCCUUGUGUCAUCUGAAUAUGAAAGCCGGAGCUAUACAUUAGAGUUUAUGGGCAAGAAAAGUAUAAUGAGUCCCAAGCGUGUAACUUUGAAGGCAAAGCAACUAUCAAUUUCACAGCUGUUUAAUAUCAUAAGAUACCCUACAGAAAACCAUGGAAAGAAAAAGCGACACCACUUGAAGUACAAGAUGAAAGGGAGGCAAUGGUACACAAGUAUAGGAGAGGCAUUACUCAGUGCCACUGAAUAUGCUAAGAGUCUACCAUCCAAAGCAGUGAUUGAUAAACUCUUAUUCAAUAUAGCAGUGAAGGGCAUUCUGUCCAACAGAACGUGCCAACAAAAUCUGGAUGGUCUUAUUACAGGUGAAAAGGAAGAGGUCCAAGAAAACGUAGAUGCAACUUUCUUGAGUCCUUUAGAUUUCUUCAUGCCUGUUUUAUCUGACCCUAAAAACCAUAUGAACACAGUUCACUUAUCAGAAAAAGAAAUUAUAUUGAAUUCCAAAUAUUUACCUAUGAAGGAAAAGAAGUCAUCAGUUUCACGGAUACAUAAAAUCAAUAGGCAAUCUGCCACAAAACAUAGGAAGAAACUUAAAUCCUAUUUAAAAACUCUAUCCAACAGAACACUCCAAGAAAAUCAGGGCCAUAUUACAGAGGAAAAGGAAAAAGUACAAGAAAACUUAGCUGCAACUUUCUUGGGUUAUUUAGAUUAUUUCGUGCAUGUUUUAUCUGACUCUAAAAACCAGAUAAACACAGUACAGUUAUCAGAAAGGAAAAUUAUAUUGAAUCACAAAUGUUUAACUCUGAAGGAAAAGAAGCCACCAAUUUCACAGAUACAUAAAAUCAAUAGACAGUUUGCUACAAAAUAUAGGAAGAAAGUGGAAUCCAAUUUAAAAACCAAACUGAAAGCAGUGUGGCAAGGUGGAAAUGUGGCCAAUACAUUUCCAAAUACCAUAUUCUUCACUCCAGAUACUGCUGACAUUAAAACGCCAAGCAGAUUCCAAACAGAGGUAGACAUGAGAAUAUCAGGGUUAAGUCAUACACAACCAACACAAAUAGAGUCACCAGCUGAAGGAAUAACAAGGUAUUCUGGUUCCAUUGACAAGAGAGGAACUUCCAGCUUGUUAAAGGGAGCAAAACUACAUGUUAGAGAAAGCGGGGAAGAGAAGCAAGAACAUCUUACAGAAAUGGGUCCAUUCUCUGCAGAAAACUUCAUGGCAAAUACACAUCUUAGAAAGGAUCCUCAUCCUGGUAAAUCAGAAGAUGUGCUUUUGGGAGAACCUUUUUUCUCAAAAAGUCAGAUUUACAAAGGGAAUUCAGAAAAAGAUGUAAAAAUGGAAAAAAACAAAAAUGGAAAAGGAAGUCUCAAAGUUGGGCUCCCAAGGAAGGAGAAAUCAGGUCACUGUGCAGAACCGAGUGAGCCCACAGAUGAUGCCAUAUCAAAUAAAUAUGAUAAAGAGAACACUGGCUAUUCUGUUUUAAAAGAAAAAGCAUUCUGUAAUCUGGCAGGAGUCAUGCCAGGUUCUGUCGGCAGGCAUUUGCCUGCUUCAGAAGAAAUGAAAAGACAGAAUGACAGCCUUAAAAUAGCUGACAGGUCAAGUCCUGAAGGUAGACCUUUGCAGGCAAAGCAAUCAGCAGCUCCACAAUCAUUUGAUACUGGAGGUCAUGCUGCUCUAAUCAGUCAUAAGGAACAGAAACUGAAGUUUAAAGCCCAAAAGACAGAAGCAGAAGUUGAUUUAAUGGAUCAAGAAGCAAAGAUAAGUGUUGCAGAAGAGUUUAAUCCCAAGUCUGUUUUCUCUAAGAUACAUCUACUUCAAACUGAAAGCAAGAAAGAAUUUGAAACUGAAGACUGGAAAACAAGAGCAGAUCCCAAGACACGUGCCCUGCAAAAGAAACUGCAAGAGCCGUGUGUCUCAGGCACUACCUGGAGUUCUCCUAAUCCCUACACAUCUGUUUUUCCUAAUAUCAUAAGACAUAAAGAUAAGGCAAAGACAGCAAAUGUGGAAAGUGCUCUGCAAACCAAACAGGUAAAAUUGAAGGCAAAGAGAAUACCAGUUUCCCAGCUGCUUGAAUAUGGUACUGCAGGCAAUCAAAAGGAAACCAGAGGUAACAUCCAGCAGCAGAAGGCAUUCCGGCUGAGUAAAAAUGCAGUACAUCAAGUUCUAAAGGCUGUUUAUGACUCUGGAUACUAUGUGUCUAGCAUUAAAAAGCUUAGAGAAGUAAAAAUGGAGAAAGACAAGCCAAAAGACAGGGUGUGCAGUCUUCCACAGUUAAAGCUGGAGAAACCACUAAAAGAAAUGCAAAGGUCAUUGACAGGAUGUACUGAUAUGUCCGGCAUUCUUAGGAAACAGGAUCAAGAUGUUAGAGAAAAGGAACAAAAACACCAAAGCAUUUUAGAAGACACAUCCCAAUACUGUAUUGAACCGUUAAAAAUUAGUUCACAACAAAUCAAUUACAGUAGUUUUGAUGCCCCGAGAAUUAGAAAAGAUGUAGAACUUGAAUUUCUCAUUGCACAAAGAGCAAAGGAAAAAGAUACAGGCAUGGCCAAACAUUCAGGUUCAGUUCCAGUUCCAUGGGAGAGCGAAGUAUCGAAGGGUCGAGAUAUUCCGCUAAACUCAAACGGACAGAAUAUACUUUUUACAGAGUUGGAUACUUCUCAACAGAUUUGCCAGGAGCAAGAAUUGCUGAAACAAGAAGAUAUUUCCAUGACAAACCUGGAGUCAAUGGCCUGCCCCAUUAUGGAACCUCUUCAUUUGGAAAACACAGGAAAGAUAGCUGAGGAAGAAGAUGUGUACAUUAACAGAAAAAAUAUUCCACAUGUAUUGGGAAGAGAAGGAUUAAAGGAAACCGGUAUCUUAGUAGGUUCUAAAGGACAGAAUUUUUUUUGUACAAAUCCAGAGGUUCAGCACAAAGUGCCUACAGUGCCGAAAGGACAGGUGAAUCCAGAUUAUGUUCCUGAAAGUAUUCUGGAUUCUGUAUCUUUCCCCAAUAAGGACCCUCUUCACUUAAAACAGGCAGAGAAAACAAGGAAAGAAAAUGUUAGCAUCUCUGAAAGUUUCAAUGAAAAUCUUUGGGGAAGAGAGCAAUCAAAAUUACCUAAUAUUACAUUAAAAUCAAAUAGACAGAAAAUGGACUUUUCAAAAAAAUCGAGGGCAAAGCAACUAAGUAAUUGUUAUCAGAAUAUAGAGAAUAUUCUGGAAUCCAUUUUCCCUUGCACAUUGCAUCAACCUCAUAUUGAAAAUCCCAAGAAAGAAGGGUCAGCAGAAGAGAUAAUGAGUUCAAAAGUUUCAAGCCCAAUGAUAGAGCAGGCAUCACACAAAGUAGGCAUUCCGGUGGAUCAGCCUCCAUGUUCAGAAGGAAUACAUUUCAAUAUUAAAAGAAGAAAAGGACAUCCACAAGAAAGUACGCACAAGGCUUUUCCAGCAUCUGUUUCUCACUCUCUAAUGGACAUACAUGAGAUUAAGUCACCAAAGGUAAAGAAAGCAGAUAGUUCAGGGUACCACACUUCAAAUACAAAAGAAAUUGGCUUGCUUUUUACAGGACAGUCAGAACAGGAAGAAAAAUGUACAUAUGAGGCUCUUCCAAAGUCUGCACCUCACUCCAAAACAGAUCUACAUCAAUUCAAUGCCUCAAUGCAAGAAGAGAAAUUAGAUGCUAUGAAUAUUCUGCAUUAUGACCAUUUAACUUCACAGACCAAAGAAGCAGUAAAACAAAUGGAUGUUAUAGUUGGAUAUACUCAAAACAGUAAAAAAAGACAAGCCUUACUCAAAACAGGCCAAAAAUGGCAAUGCCUACCAAUUUCCCAUGAGAACUUUUGGGAGCAUAUAUCUUACCCUCAAAAGUAUCCCUAUGCCCUGCAACAUUUAAUGCCUCAGGAAAAGGAAGCAAUAUCAGAAGGAGGUAAUGUAUCAAGUCAGACUCCAGGACUAGACUUGUUUUCUGAAGAUCAAAUAAGUACUGUAACUAACGAUGGACUGGAAGGGAUUGUGCCCUUGAUUACUCCAAGGCAGAUGAAAAAACAAGAUACAAUGCUGCUUUUAGGAUCACACCAUAAAACUAUGAAAUAUCCAAGUCUCUCAUUUCCAAAAGGAAUGAAAUCCUCGGAUGGGGUAGAAGUCUUUGAUUUAAUAUCAAAUAGCAGCUCAACCAAGUUGAGAUUUGGGAAGAAAAUACAAUCACCUAAGGCAAAUCAAAAGGUACAAAAAGAAGUAUGUCUGCCUGUAAUAUUACAUCCUCUUUCUGUAUCCAUGCCUAUUUUGCCAGAAAGUAAGGGACAGAAGGAUAGCAUAAAACAAGUUAUUAGGAAAGGUAUGAUAUACCACAAAAGAAGAACUCCAAAAUUGAAGAAAUCGGUAUUUUCACAUAUACUCAAUACCAGUGACUGUGGUGCCCCAAGUAACAGACUAGAAAUGCAAUGGAAUGUGACAGAGAAAAUGAUCAAUGUGAAACAUAGAAUGAGUGAACUAGAUUUGGUUGCAGCAAAAAUAUAUGAGUCCAUUCUUUCUUUACCUCACUUCAAAUUGAAUAAAGAGACAACCGACAGGGUGAUCUCCAAUCAUGUAAAAAGGACAAAACAACAUAGAUCACAGGGAGAGAAGAAAGACAGAGUAAAAGCAAUGGAUAGGAAAAGAAUAAAAAGCCCUGACAUCAUUUGGAAGCCAAAUAAAUCAUCACUGUCACAUACACUCAGUAUAAAGGAAUUUCCUUUGCCGUUGGAUGUUAUGAAACAAGAGGGCAAGAUGCAAGAAGGUAAAGGUAAAUCAGGUAUGAAACUGACAAACGUGUGUACUUCUUUAUCAUCUCUAUCACGUAGUAAUUCAAAUUCAAGAACAAAAGCAGGUAAAGAUAUGUCAGGAAUUCUAAAGGGCUGCCUUCCACCACUAAAGCUCCAGGCAUCAUCAAACAUCAGAAGAGUAUCAUUUACAGAGUCAAUUAACAGAGAGAGUUUAAGUAAUGUAAUAAAAUCAAAAUGUUUGCCACAGAAAAAUAAGGAAGAUAGAGAAAAUAUAGUAGAUGUGAAAGACAUAAUGGACCUCAUACGUAUCACUUUGAAAGGAAAGAAAUCACCUUUUAAACACUUACUGCACGGAAAAGAACCACAGCGGAGCAGUAAAAAACUAGAGAAAGUGAUGAGGGAAGAUGAAAGUAAUCUAGACAUAGUUCAGAAUAAACUUUGUGCUUCUAUUCUUUCUUCACCUCACUUGCAAUGGAAUCCUAGAAUAAAAGAGGUAUACAUAAGAGAAAUAACAAGAUUCUGUCUUCCAUCCUCCACAUUCUGGGAAUUAUCAGACACAGUGCAAAAAUGUGAGCAGCCAGUUGGUGACAUUCGAAGCAGUAUUGGAAAAGCAAAACGUUUACCACAGAACGACAAAGACAGAGUGGAAAAGGCUUUAGGAAAAAUUAUGCACUCCAAGAGAAUAGCUCUGGAGGUGACGCAGGCUUCAGUGUUCCAAGAAUUAAACUUCAAAGAAAAAGGGGAAGAGAUUCAGGAAAAUAAACAAGUUGAGAUUUGGAGCAAACCUUUUGCUUCCAUCUCUUUUCUACCUUACUCUAAAAUGGACGCAAUGAAAGGAGAGGAAGCCACGGGAAUGAAAAUGAGAUCCUCCUUUUCACAGCCAAAUCUCCAAGAGUCAUCAGAUAUAGAGAAAAUAGCAUAUGAAAAGUGUAUUUCUGAUAACAUCUCAAACAGUGUAAAAAAGACCCUAGAACAUGUAUUGGAAAAAGAACAGGAGAGGCUAAAAAUGGAAAAAAAUUUACCUUUGAAGAAAAGGAAAUUAUCAAUUUCACAGGGAAUUCAGUUGGAUAUCGAAGAGCAAGAGAAAAAGAUAGAAAAUAUUAAAGGUGAAUCAAGUGUGCUUCUGACGAAUGCCAGCACUUCUAUCCCUUCUUCUUCUCAUUUACAAUCGGAUACACGAGUAGAAAAAGCAGAGUAUGUAACUGAAAUAACAACAUAUUAUCUUCCAGAACUAUCACACCAAAAAUUAUCAGAGGCAGGGAAAAAAGCAGAUGGAGCGGCCAAUGAGAGUGAUAUCACAAUUGAUGUACAAAAAGCAAAAGAUUAUACGCAACAGAAAGAAGAGAAUGAAGUCAGGAUAUCAGCUAAGAAAGACAUAAUGCAUCCAGAAGACAGAGGCCUAAAAGGAAAGAAGGCACUUCCACAGGACCUGCCACUGAAUCCUAAAGAGCCAAAGCAAAUGGAUCAAGACACUCAGGAGCAAGAGAAAGAAGACAGAGAAGACGAGGAGCAAGGGAAAGAGGACGGAAAAGGUGCAGGACAGGGAAGAGCUGAUAGAGGAGACAAACAGCAAGGGAGAAUGCAUCAAGAAGUUGAGCAACAGAAAGCAGAUGGAGUAGGCAUAGAGCGUUGGAAAAAGGAUGAACACAAGAGUGAAAAGGAAGCAGUUCUGUUCCUGUAUCUGCCUUCUGAGUCCUCUCUAACUUGCUACAAAAUGAACACAAGAAUAGAAGGAGAGGAAGACUUACGAGGAAUAAUAAAAUCUGCUACUUCACAGUUAAGGCACUGGAAAUCAUUGGAUGCAGGGACAAUAGCACACGCAAAGUCAUUUGGGGAGGAUAGCUCAAAGGAGGUGACAACAUUACACGAAUACAAACUACAGGAAGACGCAGAGAGAGGAAAGACAGUAGGUAUGAAUUCUGUAAGGCAAACUGAAGGCACAAUUUUUGAGGCAGAGCAAUUAUCACUUCCACACAUACUUGGUAUUCCUGGCAGUGGUGGCUCAAAACCUGGAGAAGUACCAACGAACGUAGAAGAAAAACUGAAACAAGUCCAGGGAAGGAAGAGUGAACUGGAAGAGGUUCUGACAACACCAUCUCUACCUCACUGUGAAUUAGAUGAAGGGUCAGAAGGCACAGAAGAGAAACAAGGAGUCACAAGAGCCUUUCCUCCACCUUCGUGGGAUGUGGAAUCAUCAGAUACAGAGAAAUUAAAAUAUACGACGUCGUCUUUGAAUGAUAUUGCAGGUGAUUCAAAAAGGACAAAAUGCACGACCCAGAUACAAAAGGAUAAGGCAAAUACUUCUGAGAAAAGUGUAAUGCAUUCCAAGUACAUAGUUAUGAAGGUGGAGAAAUCACCCAUUUCCCACACCCUAAAAACAAAGGAGCUGCAAGUGAGCAUCAGUCAACAGGAGGAAAAGGCACAGGAAGGUGAGGUGGGAAUAGUUGUGCUUCUGAGCAAAACUUACCCUUUUGUCACUUCUCCAACUUUCCUUGAGUUAGACUCAAUAAAAGAAGAAGGUGAACCAGGAAUAAGAAGAAGCUGUAUGCCACAUCUCGAGCUCCAGGAAUCAUCGCCUCCAGGGCAAACAGCACCUACAAAGCCCAUAGAGGGCCUUGUAAAGAAGGAGAAACAUCCUCUCCCACAGAAGGAACGCAGAGUGCAAACAGCAUCCAUGCAUGGUGUGAUACACCCCAAUGGGGCCAUCUUCAAGGCAAAGACAUCAGCACCUGCACAGGCGUUCAGCAUCACUGAGAACAGUCCUCCGAGCAAGAGAAAGGAGGUGCAGUGGGGCAUGAAAGAGAGAGCAGGCCAGAAGCAGGAAAGGACAGGACGUCCGCAUGUGAUUCUGACAAAAACUCAUCCGUUCAUGCCUUCUGCCUCUCACCAUGGAUUAUCUCCUUCACAACUGAACCUUCCUGUAUCAUCAGCUUCAGGAAAAAAUGUGUCUCUCCCACAGUCAUGGUUCAAGGAAUCAUCAGAUGCAGGGAGAAUAACAUGUCCAGAAACAAGCCAUGGACAACUUUCAAACGACGUAAAGCAAUUAAAAGUACACCUGCUACAGAAAGAAGAGAAGGAUAGAGGAGAAGCAGCAGAUACGACCAGAGUAGUGGAUCCCAACAAAAUGUAUUUGAAGGCCAAGAAAUCACCUAUCUUACAUACACACAGCUUAAGUGAUCUUCAGUGGAAAACUAGAGAACAAGAGGAGGAAAAGGUUCAGAAAGUUAAAAGUGGGCCAGGUGUCAUGUGGUCUGAGAGUCCUUCUAGAUCCUCCCCACUUCACUUUAACAUGAGUACUGAGUUUCAAGAGGAAAGCCUACUGAUAUUAACAGGAUCCUCUUUUCCCCUAGUAAAGCUCCAGGAAUCACCAGAUACUGAGGGAGGCAUAGACAUAAGGCCAAUUGCUGGUGAUGUUUUAAUCCGACUACAAAAAGGAAAACACGUGUCACAGAACAAGGAAGAGGAUGAAGUGCAAACAGUAAACAUCAUCAUAUUCCCCAAACAUCAGGAAGAGAAGACACAGGAAUGUGAAGGUGAACCAGGUGUGGUUCUGACCAAAUCUACUUCAUGGCCAACUCUAUCUCAACUGGAACUGGAUAGAGAAACACACUUAGAUCAUGAAACGCUCAGACUUAAAAGCUCUAUUCUGCACCGAAUAUCACACAUGGAGGAGAUUGUACAUAGAGAGUCAACUGUUGGUGAUAACUCGAAAUAUGUUAAAAAUGAAAAGCAACAUAUCCCUCAAAAAGGAGAAAGGAAAAUGAUAAUAGAUACAAGAGGCACAGAUAUAACUUUGAAGUCAAAGAAGUCACCUCGUUCCCGCAUGCUCCACAGAACAGAACUGCACGUGAACAUCAGAGGGCAAGAAGAAAAGGAAGAUGAAGGUCAAGAUAAACCACCAAGUAUGCUUCAAAGAAAGAAGUGUGCUUCCAAACUUUUACCACCCAACCUUAAACUGGAGGGAGCUGCGCAAGGAGUUGAAGAAAGGCUUGGAGGUGAGACACCCUGUUUACUUCCGCUAACGCCUUCAGCAUCACCAGAUACAGAGAAAACAGCAGCUGCGGAGGCGAGGAGUGCUGAUGUAAGACAAGGAAAAGCGUAUAGGUCACAGAAAGAAAACAGGCAUGAAGUGAAAAUGACAGAGAUGCGGGUCAGGAUACACUGCCAAGAGGCAAGGCGUUCACCAAUUUCACAUAUCCUUAAUGCAAAGGAAUUCGUGUUGAAUAUGAACACACUGGAGAAAAAAGUCCACAAAGAUAAAGACGAAGCAGGCGUGAUUCUGCCACGGACUUUGCUUUCUGUACCAUCGGCGCCUCCUCUUUAUGUGGAUUCAGGGAACAAAAUAGACAAAGACACACCAGGAAUCACAGGACCGUCUGGUCCACAGCGAAAUCUCCGGGUACCCUCAAAUACCCAGAAAAUAACAAAGAGAGACUCAGUCGAAGGCGAUGAUAAAAACAUUGUUAAGCAAGCAGGCCAGUACGUGCCUCACCCAGAGGCAGAGCCACAGUGGACCUCAAACUUCAAGAUCGGCGUCCAGCAAAGGAAGGAACCUUCACGAGUCAGGUCAGGAGGAUAUUUGAGUCAGUUAGUUUUAAAUUCACAGGAUGAGGACAUUUAUUUCACAGGGUUUGGUACCAGAAGAAGUGGGAAAAGGCUGGAAUGGCUCUUUACAAAGAAAAAGGCUCAGCCAGAAAAAUACAAAACAGAAACUUUUACUGCAUUUCUUUCCUAUCCCACAAUGGAUGCAACUAAAAUGGGUGGUCGGGAGGAAGAAACUGAAAUAAUGGACAACUUAAACCAUAAAAUCAGUCCUGAGGUUUCAGUUUCACUGCUAAGGAAAAUAUCUAAGGAACUACACGUCACUCUUGGCACCCUUGCAAGUUCAAAAGGAUUUUCUGUUUCAGAGAGAUAUGCUCACCAGCAAGAAACUUCAUUGAAAGUAUCUCCAGAACUUGCAGGUUCAUGCACAUUUGAUAAGCCAGGGAAAGAUGUACAAAGUAAUGAGAAAAUCAGCAAAAUACUUUCUCCCAAAGUGUUAGCACCACAGACAAAGGGAUCACUCAAAAAAAUAGGUAUCGUCACCAAUUGGAAUGCCCCACAAAAUAUAGAAGAACAAGAUAUUGGCAUGAAAAAGCAAGUGAUGCAACAGUCGGAACAUGGGCACAAGACCAGGCUGAACACGAUCCUUUCUCUUAAGUUUCCACUUCAAAGUGGAACGGAGAAGACACCAUCGGAAACAGAUGUGGACCAGAAAACAGCAGCGCAGCCCAGCCUGCAGAUACUACAGACACUACCAGGGACACAUGUAGAUGUGACAAAGAUUGACACUGCAAGAGGGGGAAAGGAGCAGGCAUUGCUCAUUUCAGAACAAGAGGCAUGUGUUCUGGAAUUGCUUCCCAAAUCCCUAUUUUCUCCCUGGACUUUUCCAUUUCAAUCAGGGGAUCUGAAAGAAAAAGAUCAAACAGACACAAACACCAAUAUAAAUCUAGAGCAGAAGCAAUUGGAAGUGGACCACGGUAGUGCUGUGAAUCAGAAAGAAGGGAAAUUAAAAAUAGGCACACACAGAGCUUUAUAUCUGGAAGAAGAUAAAACAGAGUUGCAUAAGGCCAGGACUGCCAAUCUGGAGACGGAGAAAGUAAGAAAGGACACAAGGCACAGUGCACACCUGCACCUUCCAUCUCUAAAGGCAGAAGAAUCUCAAAUGAAGACUCAGGUCACCACUCAUAGGGAGAAGAAGUGCCUAAUCAUGCAAAAACAGAAAAAUGAACUAGAGGCAUCUAACGCAAAAGAAAGCAUUCAACUACAAAAAUUGUUUCAAAGAAAUAUCCUGGAUUCUUUUUAUUCCUACGUUCCUCUUUCUUCCAAACAUAAAGACCAAAAAGGCAGAUUAACAAUAACAGAUCUGAGAAGAGAAUUGAGCACUAAAUAUUUAACUAUGAAAAUCCAGAAACACCCAAUUCCACAGUUGCUUAAUAUCACAGGGCAUGGUACACCAAGCAAUAGAAAGAAAUUAGAGUAUGAUGUUAAGUUAAAGAACAUGGUUUCAUGGAGUAAAGAUGUCUCCGGAAUAUUUAUCAGAAGUAUUUCUAUUUCUAUGAUGAGUUCACCUAACCCUGACUCUAAGACAAACCUAGAAAGAGGAAAGGGAAUCUGCCUUUCUAAAUUCCAGAAAAAAUCACCAAACACUAGUGAAAUUUUUAAGAGAGACAGUUUAACAAUUGUAAAAGGGAAACAGAAUUUUACAAACACAGUUCCACAAGAUCCCCAGCCCUUUGUAAUGGACAAACAACAAAUGCAGACACUUCCAAAUGUCAAAUCAGAAGCAAACUUCAGAAGUGAAAUGAAUAAAAAAUACUUAAAGGCGCAAACAAAAGAAUGGGUUGUUCUAGGGAAUGAUGUCUCAAGGGUCAUUAAAAAACCAGACUUGUAUAUCAUCAAGCAAGAAGAAAUGAUUCCCAAAUGCAUUCUGACACCCACAGAGUGUCCAUCUAUGCUUGAAGAUCCAAAGUUACCCAAGCAAAGGGAUCAGAAUGAACCAGUGUGGGACAUGACCACACAAAAGGUUUGGCAACAAAAUGCUUUCCCAGGAACUGUGCCCAUACCACCUCAAGUUAAAAGUAAUGAAGUCAAAAUCAUUGCAGACAGUACAAAUGCAGAACAUUUACUUCCUAUUUGUGAAGCAACAAAAGAUAUCUCUGAAUCCCAUGUUAAAAAUAUGACCCAAGACAAAGUUUCUUCUGAUAAACUGGAUAAUAUACAAGCCUAUAAGCCUGAUGACUUGAAGUUAGCACCUUAUCCAGAGGGUUCACAUACAACAUCAACAGCAAAAUAUCCCAAAAUGCAGCACAACCCCCUUUUAGAACAGUUUACUCCCAAAGAAAAAAAUAAGCUUACUAAUCAUUUAGAGUCAAAAGCAUUUGAAAUACAAUUGAAUCUGAUGCCAGAGAUGGCAAAAAAAUCUUUACGCAUGUUCAACUUUUAUCCAAAAGGGACUCUUUCAAACAGUAACAGUUGGAGGUUCUAUUCGAGACAUAAAACAAUGAGCUUUAUGUCUCUAGAAGGGAUUAAUACCAUAGAACCUAACUCAAAACACAAAUACCAAAAGAAUUCACCUCCUAUCAGCAAUGUGAAGACGCUGACUGUUGAUGUUUCAAAUGGCAGUGAGGAGACCACAAAGCCACAGAGUAUUAAUAAGCUAGAAAGUGGAACAUCUUCAGUGACUUCUGCUAGUGAGAUGCUAUUGCCUCAUACCCUCCAAAACUACUCAGCAAAAGAAAAAGCCAAACUCCUCAUGCACUUUUCUGUGAAAACAUUGGAGAUACAAAUGAAAGCCUUUCCCGGAAUUGUAAGAGAAUCUCAUGCAAUGACCAGUGCUCAGGAGAGAAAGAAACCUCAAUCUAACUGUGUUCAUUCUGGUAUCACAAGACCAGAACGACAAAACAGAAUUUUGUUACUUUUUGAGGAAAAAUCUCUCCAUCAAAUAGAUCUUGAUUUACAAUACAAAUACCUUCGUUUUCUCCUGGGGCUUCCUGUUGGAAGUACAUUCCCUAAGCCAAAUGUACUUCCCAAACAUAAUAAGUUAAACACAGUUGGAAUGUGUAAAAAAGUAGAUGCUAGUGGAGAAAGUGGGAGUCUUCCCAUUGAUACAGAACUGUUAGAGCAACAUAUUUCUUUCAAAAAGCAAAGUCCCCAUGAAAAUUCAUCACUUAUCAGAAUAUUCCCAGAGCCAACCCUCGUGUGUGAUUCUGACCGUGAUCUGCAUAGCCCAAGAAAGAAAGAUACUCAAGUUCUUUCACAUUCAGAAUUCCAUGUGACUCCAGAAAAAAACAAACAAUAUCAUGUAUGGUUUCAAGAAACAAAUACAUAUAAAUCUAUCGAUUUAAGGACUCAGAGCAAUGCUGUUGGUUCAGCUGAUUCACAUGAAACUCAGAUUUCAGAAGAUUUUAUUGAUAUUCAGACAAAUAUUGAGAGUCCAGCUGAGUUGGACAAAUGUCCAGGUCUUGAAGUAAGUGAGAGUGAGGAAUGUAUGUUUCUGGAAGCCAACCCUUAUUUAAAUCAGGAAUCACAAAAUAUUCUAUUUGAGUUACAGACAGGCAUGCCUUUGGAAAAUCCCUACAAAAUCACAAGUGAUUUGAAAUCAUUUUACAGUGAAGAUUCAGGUUCGCAUUGUACUAGAGGGUACAGAAAGCAAACCUUAUUUAUUACAUCACCUUCUUAUAAGUCCCGUGAAACCAGGAAAUAUAGAUCAUCUUCCAAAACGAAAUCUCCUGACUGGUUGUGUCAUCGUUCAUUAAAUGCUGUGGAAAUUCAGUCUAGGUCAUCUGGUCUAUCACUCAGUGAAGAGAAACUUUCAUGGACUACCAGGAGCAGAACAAGUUACUCUUUAGCUUCCUUAACGGAAUCAAAUAUUAAAUUGCAUCUUGCAAAAAACCAAGACAAGUCUCACAUGCACCCAGAAAGAAAAGAAAGAAAGAAGGCCAGAUUUGAUUUAUUUAGGAAGAACAAUAGUCACUGGGGCCACGAUUACAGUUGUACACACAGUAAGGAGAAAUGUGCCAGAAAGAAGAGAGUGCAUGAUUAUGAGUCAGAAAGAUUGGAUUGUUUCCAAAGCAAACAUAAAUCAACAUCAAAACCUCAUCGUGGCGAUAUCAACUUCGAUUCUGAAAGAAAACAAAACCGGCCCUUUUUUUUUGCCUGUGUACCAGCAGACUCACUGGAGGUUAUACCCAAAACCAUUCGCUGGACUAUUCCCCCUGAAACUUUAAGGAAAAGAAACUUCAGAAUUCCCCUAGUGGCAAAGAUUUCAAGUUCUUGGAAUAUAUGGAAUUCCUCCAAAAAGUUGUUGGGGUCGCUCUCGGGGUCCCUUACUACAGUUUAUCACAGCUGACAUUACCAUAGCUAAACUCCUCUGAAGUGGAAGUCUGUUGUGACAUUCUGUGAAAAAUAAAAUCAUAUAACAUCCAA